Molecule: messenger RNA, 615 nt
Organism: Penicillium verhagenii
Lineage: Eukaryota; Fungi; Ascomycota; Eurotiomycetes; Eurotiales; Aspergillaceae
Product: PaaI family thioesterase
Exons: 2
Coding region: 1-615 (204 amino acids)
Source: RefSeq, a predicted model, not a curated record
AUGGGUUCCAUUGCAGUCGAUAUCCACGAUCUGCAGGAUGAUCACCAAUCUACACAUAUGGUGAAUUUCAUCCGCAACCACCAAACAACACUCACUCUCUCCAAGAACCCCGACUUCCAAGAAACACCACUAGACAGCGCCAGCAUCCCCGAAAGCCUGCGCAGCAGCAACCUAAUCACAGGUGCUCUCGCCGGCCCCCAAAAAUUACUCAUGGCACCCUUUGCAUUCAGAAACCAUUCCGAUAAUAUCUUCGUCAUGUUUAUGUACCUGGGUAGCGGCAUCUGCGGACACCCGGGUAUCGUCCACGGUGGAGUUCUGGCAACGCUAAUGGACGAGGGUCUUGCGCGGUGCUGUUUCCCCUUGUUACCUAAUAAAGUGGGCGUUACGGCGAAUCUGAAUAUUGAUUACAGAGCGCCGGCUAUGGCGGACUCGUAUGUUGUUUUGUGGGCGCAGACUACGAAGGUUGAGGGGCGGAAGGCCUGGGUGAAAGCGAGGAUUGAGACUCUGUCUGUUGAUGAGGACUCGCAUGGGGCGAAAUUGUUGGUGGAGGCGAGUGCUCUUUUUAUAGAGCCGAGAUUGGCUGAGACAUUUGACACUCCGUAUAAAGGUGUUUAG